GGAGGCAGCCAGAAGUGAAUGAGAGUUAAUGAAGUCGAUCGUUAGCGUCCCCUGGGAGAGAAGCAGAAGACAGCGUUAUUCCUAUUUGCAUACGCGGAUAAAAGGUCCUGAGAACUCGUGCGACUUGUCCCGCAUUGCAGACCUGGUCUCUCACAACUCGACACCCGUUUGCCCUGGCGUGGCUGUAGCUGGUGUGUGGAACUGUUGAUGACGCCCGCUGGCGCACGGGAAGCGCGCGCGGGAGCAGCGGCAGACACCGAGACUCCGAGCUAAUCGCGUGCGUCCCCCCGCAGGGCAUGGAGCGGCUGGCGGCCUGGGAGCCGCAGGGCGCCUGCGCACUGCGGCGCUUCCAGGGGCUGCUGCUGGACCGCCGCGGCCGGCUGCACGGCCAGGUACUGCGCCUGCGCGACGCGGCCCGGCGCCUCGAGCGACUCCGCCGGCGCUCCCUGGCGGCCAGCGUGGCGGGCAGCUCGCUGAGCGCCGCGGGCGCCGUCGCCGCCAUCGUGGGGCUCUCGCUCAGCCCCGUCACCCUGGGGGCCUCGCUUCUGGCGUCGGCCGUGGGGCUGGGGGUGGCCACCGCCGGAGGGGCCGUCACCCUCACGUCCGACCUCUCCCUGAUCUUCUGCAACUCCCGGGAGGUGCGGAGGGUGCAGGAGAUCGCGGCCACCUGCCAGGACCAGAUGCGUGAGAUCCUGAGCUGCCUGGAGUUCUUCUGCGGCUGGCAGGGCCGCGGGGACCGCCAGCUGCUGCAGAGCGGGAGGAACGCCUCCAUCGCCCUGUACAACUCCGUCUACUUCAUCGUCUUCUUCGGCUCACGUGGCUUCCUCGUCCCCAGGCAGGCCGAGGGGGCCACCAAGGUUAGCCAGGCCGUGCUGAAGGCCAAGAUUCAAAAACUGACCGAGAGCCUGGAGUCCUGCACUGGGGCUCUGGACGAACUCAGCGAGCUGCUGGAGACCCGGGUCCGGCUCUGCGCCAAGUCCAGCCGUGGCCACGACCUCAAGAUCUCUGCUGACCAGCCCUCAGGGCUGUUUUUCUGAGAAUGUCCUUUCCUCCUGAUGACCAAGUCCAGAAACCAUUCCCAUGGGAUGCUGCAGUUUGUGGCUUCCUCUGGAAACUUGGGUUGGGAGCUGAAAACAAAGGAUGAGAAAAACUGUUCCUGAAAUGGGUGGGCACUCACGGCCCUUCUUUUCCCACUACUGUGACAUCCUGCCCGGGCUUAAGUGCUAGGGUCUUUUCACUUGUGUGAUCCUAGGGGAGUAUGUGAACUGAACACCUUUCUCUUCUUCACAACCUUUCUGUCUUCACACAGCUGGGCAGGCAGUCCUGUUUUAUGGUUAUUUCAGGGUCCCUGCCCCUGCCCUGGUGGUUUGAACUGAGGAUGGACAGAGUGCCUUUUUCCGAGUCCUCUCCAAGCCCCACUAGGCUUUGAGAGGAUUGCAUGUGCUUUAAAGUCUUUCUUCCAGAGUUUCUGAUAUAAAGAUCUCCAGAAUCCAGAGCAAGCCAGACCCCCUCUGAACUUUGUGGGAGGGCUCAGGACCCAGAGAGGGCCCUGGAGCUGACGUGCCCUCUUCUCUCUCCUCUCAGCUUACUCACUCAUAGAUCCAGCCUGGGCAUGGAGUGGGCCUUUCCUGGGUGGCUUCAAAUCUGGACCUCCAGGUACUCUGAGAGGGAAGCCAACUAAACAGUCAUGUUCCCUUGCAGGAAGAAGCUACAGCUGAGAAAGAUGACUCACAAAUACACUUACUGACAUCCUAGUGUAGAGGAGAGAGCAAUGUGUUUUGAGUUAGAAGUCCUGGGUUUAGUACAGGCCGUGCCACUGCCAUGUGACCUUGGCCACCUAAUCUCUCUGAGACUUGGCUUUCUGUUCUAUAAAACAGAGAUGAUAAAACCUCACCUCGUUGUGAGGUAUUAAGUGAGACUGAGUACCCAGCAGUGUCUGGCUCACAAAGUGUGGUCCCUGAACUGGCAAGUCAGCAUCACCCAGGAACUUGUUAGAAAGGCAGAUUCUUGGACUCCAAGCCUGGUUUAUGGAAUCAGAAACUCUGGACGUGGGGUCCAGCAACCUGUGUUGGAACAAGCCCUCUGUGUGUUUCUGAUGCACCCUGAGGUUUGAAACCACUGCAACAAAUGUAAUUUCAGAUUUCCUCAAUGGAGCUGUCACGAAGUCUCAGGGCCACUCUAGGGGCUCCAUGGUCUUCAGGGUCAUUCGCAGAUGGUCAAGCACAGGCUGUGACCCAGAAGCAAAAGAAAGAAUAUGUGUGUGCAAGCAGGUGUGCAGGUGCCGUGCUCCAUGCUGGUCAAUGCGUCCUGGGGUAAUUUUCACAUGAACUAAGAGUUGUAACACAAUCAGCCCUCUGGAGGGCAGUGUUGCCCACUCACUGCAGAAACUGGUACAAAAGGAAUGUGAACUUACUGGCAACUGGCUUUUCUCUUAUCACCUCUGAAAACUGCCAGACUGUGUACUUUUUAUUUAAGUUUGCUAUUUAAUUACUGUUUAUUAUUUGCAUUUAAUUUUAUUUAAUCACCACAUUUAGAAAAUAAAAAGAAUAACAGGUUUCUGAAUAGGAGACCACUGAGGCUCUUUUGAGGAGAUGAGGGUGAGUUUGACUUUCUGAGUUGGGGCAUGAGCUGGAUAUAGCAUUGCUCUUCUUGAAUAAUUCUCUCUCCUUCAGAGGGAAUUUUAAAAAAUCUAGUGUUUUUAAAUGAUCUUUUUAAGUAAGUGAGGGGAAUUCUGAAUAUAGAGACCCGGCACUGAGUUUAAGCUUGUAAAUGGAGGCUUGAAUUGUGGGAUAUGUAAACGAUGAAACAUGUUUAUCCUGAAGGUACUUUGCCAGAAGAUAACACCUGACCUGGAAAGAGAACCUAGUUAGUUCAAGAAAAAUAAAGUAGAGGCAUGUGAAGGAAGCACUUAGACCUUGGAAGCCUGAUGCCCUAUGAAGUUAUGUCAUAAUGACAGACAAAACAGCUUGUGUUAUGGUGGUGAUGUGUCACAUUUUCAUUUGGGGGUCUGUAAGAAACCUGUCUGCUAUGUAAAGAAAACACUUAUUUUUUUCAAUUUCCAUCCCUACAACUGUAAUGUUGAAAAAUAAGUUGACAAGUCUUUGGGACCAUGCACAAAAACUUGGCUAUGUUAUUGAAUUAUUUAAUAUAGUAUAAAUUUACCCAGUCUACCCCCAUGCUUCCCAAAUGAUGGCAGUGUGUCCGAGGAAGUAUAACUUCAGCACUGGAGGGAAGAGCUGGUGUUUCUACAUUUGUAUUUUUCCUGUAAAUUGCAAUUAGUCUGUAUCCUGGUUUAUUUUGAAAUUGACUUUGGUUUCUUUUUAAAGUGCCUUGCACAGAUGCUAACAUUUUAGACCACUAGAAUGUGCUUUACCUUGUUGUUUGUGUUAUGUCAUAAAGGUACAACCAUCCCUGACUCCAUCUUUUAUUAAUGCUUAAGUCUGAAUUAUAUUCCUUCAAUUCCUGAGCUAUUCCUUAGAAAUAAACCGGGCACUUCUGGAAGCAGCAACAGCAGCAACCUUUCCUACCUUUAGGUAUUUUGAGUAUGUCAAGGUCCUAAAUUUCUGAAGUUACUCUUUCAGUGGCCCACUUUAUAUCUGUGGAAGUGUCUACUUUGAAAUAAUACUCUGCACAUAAUAAGAAUGCAAUAAAUUCACUUGAAUAAUUUAAUUAACUAUUUAGCUAUAUUAAUAAGAAUGUGUUGACAAUGAAAGAUCAUUCAUCCUAAUAUGUGUCGGUUAUGAAGAUUGGAGCCUCUAAUUUAGUUUAAGUUAGUCAAGUUCAGUUAAAUUGAACUUAGAAACGAGUAUUUCUUUUGUGGGAAUGUGAAUAAGGCUUUUCCUUAAGGCCUUCUCUCUAUAAACACAUUGAAAUUGUAUGUUGUAAAGGUAAGAAAGGGGAAGGGUAUUUAGAUUAUAAGUGUACUUCACAAUAAUGGCAGGGUUUGGAAAAUAAGUGUGUUUGUACUAAAUAUUUAAGAGCUUCUCUGUUAGUUUCUUGGAUUAUUUUGUUUUACAAUAAAGGUCAUUCAUUUGGCUUUGCAUUUCAA
Molecule: messenger RNA, 4048 nt
Organism: Cynocephalus volans (Philippine flying lemur)
Lineage: Eukaryota; Metazoa; Chordata; Mammalia; Dermoptera; Cynocephalidae
Gene: APOLD1
Product: apolipoprotein L domain containing 1
Exons: 2
Coding region: 297-1037 (246 amino acids)
Biological process (GO): angiogenesis; lipoprotein metabolic process; regulation of endothelial cell differentiation
Cellular component (GO): membrane; extracellular region
Molecular function (GO): lipid binding
Source: RefSeq, a predicted model, not a curated record